Molecule: messenger RNA, 1815 nt
Organism: Conger conger (European conger)
Lineage: Eukaryota; Metazoa; Chordata; Actinopteri; Anguilliformes; Congridae
Exons: 2
Coding region: 880-1815 (311 amino acids)
Biological process (GO): positive regulation of cyclin-dependent protein serine/threonine kinase activity; brain development; activation of protein kinase activity
Cellular component (GO): protein kinase 5 complex; cytoplasm
Molecular function (GO): cyclin-dependent protein serine/threonine kinase activator activity; protein kinase binding
Source: RefSeq, a predicted model, not a curated record
GGAUCGCUCUGUCGCUCUCUCGCUGCCGGCUAGGAGGAGCCUGCGUUUGGCACUAGGACACAGUUUGAUUGUUAGCGCGGCGCUGUGGAUUCAGAGGACGGAGGAGUCAGAGGAGUGAGGAGCAGUGGCCGUGCGGCUCCCGGCGCUCGGCUAUCAUCAGCUCAACGCAACAGACGGACGGCACUAGCGCAUCAGCUCAGAUUCAAGGGAAAGCAAAACAGACCGCACUUUUCUCACCUUGUUUUCAAUGGCAACAAGCUACGAGGCGCCCGCCCCCCCCCCCCCCCCCCCUAGAAUCUAAUUUUAUUACGAAUGUAACCCAUUUUGAGAAGUUCCACUUUUGUGGCGUAACUGAGUGUAUGCCACUUCAACGCUGAGGAGUGGAGACUGGACGGUUUCACAAGUAAUCUUUUGAAAUUAUUUAUUCUGCAAAUGGCCCAGCAUCUUUGGACUUAGCCCCAGCGCACCGGAGGUAUUGGCUCUUGUUGGGGGAGGCGGUGUCCCGGAGCCGCGAUUUUCGCAAGGGGAUUACGCAGAGAGUCUGUCCCUUAAAUCCGCCUGGUGCAGUUCCGCCGGAGUGCUGCCGUGUAGAUUGGAGCAACGAACGCGAGUUGUGCCGCCGGUCCACCGGAGCUCAUCAGGAACUGCUGCGCACUGCCGAGACUGCAAGAGAAAACACUCUAGACCGACUCCAUCGCAACUUCGACACUGGGCUACAAACAGACAGCGGCCAUGCCAUGGGCGUUUGAGAAACAACUAGGUCUGCUGGGGGCUGUCAUUCAUUUACAUUAACCCCGGGGCAGGAAACUCGUCAAAAACCACCCCCCACCCCCCCUUCCCUUUUCCCAAGCGCUCUGCGCUGGGGCCGCACGCAUCGCCAUGGGAACGGUGCUGUCACUGUCGCUGUCGCCGGGGGCGCGGAAGCCCAGUUACUACGACGACCGGACCACCUCCCUCUGCCACUACCCCAGCCUGAGCGGCCCCGCCCUGGGGGGCCCCAAAGACCACGGCGGGACCGGCGGGGGCCUCCGGCGGAGCUCCAUCCUGCUGCCCGCCCUCACCUGGAAGCGGCUGGUGGCCUCCACCAAGAAGCGCGGCUGUCGCAAGGGCCUCCCGCCGGGCGGCCCCCCGCCCCCCGGGGGCCCCCUCAACAACAACAACAACUACCAGCGCGAGGUGGCGCACCUCAACCGGCAGAACGUGAAGAAGUCGCUCUCCUGCGCCAACCUCUCCAGCUACGACGCCGCAGGGCCGGGGCGGGCCCUGCCCCCAGGGACACGGGGCCCGGCGGGGGUGGGCUCCCCGCCCAAGCGGGUGGUGGUCCAGGCCUCCACCAGCGAGCUCCUGCGCUGCUUGGGUCACUUCCUGUGCGGCCGCUGCUACCGGCUGAAGCACCUGUCCCCGGCCGAGCCCGUCCUGUGGCUGAGGACCGUGGACCGCUCCCUCCUGCUCCAGGGCUGGCAGGACCUGGCCUUCGUCACGCCCGCCAACGUGGUCUUCCUCUACAUGCUGUGCCGGGACGUGGUGGACGGGGACGCGGUGGUGAGCGAGAGGGAGCUCCAGGCCACCCUGCUGACGUGCCUCUACCUGUCGUACUCCUACAUGGGCAACGAGAUCUCCUACCCGCUCAAGCCCUUCCUGGUGGAGCCGGGGAAGGAGGCCUUCUGGGAGCGCUGCCUGCGCAUCAUCAACGCCAUGAGCGGGGAGAUGCUGCGCAUCAACGCCGACCCGCACUUCUUCACGCAGGUGUUCGCCGAGCUCAAGGGCGAGGGCGCGUGCGGGCCGCAGGACUACGGCCGGGUUCUGGAGCGGUGA